Molecule: messenger RNA, 1265 nt
Organism: Schistosoma rodhaini
Lineage: Eukaryota; Metazoa; Platyhelminthes; Trematoda; Strigeidida; Schistosomatidae
Source: the annotation of a GenBank genome assembly
UACAAAUAAUCAGUAAUAUAUUUUUUGUGUUAUUACCAACUAUACAAGUUGUAAGUACGAAGUAUUUUCAAAGCACAUUCUUAAAAUUCUAAGUGUGUGUAACCACAAUAAAAUACAUCUAUUCCAAAGUGUGAAUAUAAACAGUUUAUAAGCUGAUUAAUUUAUCUAGAAUUUAUUCAUUCGAUUUCAUUACAACCUAUUGUACUCAUACCACCACAUUACUAAAUUUUUUUUGUUUUUCGACUAAGUAUGGUUGAAUGAAUAGUGUUAUGCUAAAAAGUGACAAUAAUUAAGAAAUCUAAGUAAUAUACCGUGUAGAAUACCUCUGUAUAGGAAAAAAACGGUAGGAACUAUUGAAAUAGACUUUCCAAUGAUUAAACAGUUUACCAAUUUUUAAAACGAUCUAAAACACUACCGCAUUGUGAGUGUCAUGUUGAUGUUUCUUCUUGAAUAAUUACCUUUUUUUAACAGGAUGGCUGUAAUGUAUGUACUUGAACGAGAAUUCGACAGUGUUGAUAAAAAUUCUGAUGGAUUUCUAAGUAGGGCUGAAAUUAUUGGCUGUUUGGAACGUUUCGGUUUUGAUAAACGUAAAGCUGAAGAAGUUAUUAAACUAUAUGAUGAAGAUAAAGAUGGGAAAAUAUCCAAAAAUGAAUUCAUGAAAGCUACAAAUAAGAAACUUUCACAAACAGAUGUAUCAUGUGCUGCAUUAAAAAAAAUAUUUCGUGAAAUGGAUAAAAAUAAAGAUAAAACUAUUUCAAAGCAAGAAUUAAAAAAUUAUAUGAAAAGUGAUUGUAAUUUUAUAUUUCCUAUACAAGUUGACCAAUGGGUUGAUAAAUAUGAUAAAAAUAAAGAUGGAAGAUUAAAUUAUGAAGAAUUUAUUGAAUUUGUCUCACAAUAUUUAUGAAUAUAAAUAUAUAUAACUUUUUACUUCAGUUCUUACUAAUGAUCAUAUUCAACAAGUACAUUUCAGUGAAUAACAAUGUAGCACUUUUUUUUAAUUUAAUUGAACAAAUUUUUCCAAUUUAGUCAUGUUUUAGUACAUUAAAAAAAAUGAAAAACAAUAAAGGCUCCAUUUAUUUUUUGAAUAUUGAUUUAUUGGGUUGAAAUUGUGAAACAUUUUAGAAAUAUGGUAAUCAUUUUACCCAAACAACAGUACGCAUUACAUGAUAUUGACGAUAUGAUGUAAAUAAGUGGAAGCUGAGAAAUACAUAAAAAAUUGAAUUGUUAGGCAUCGUAAAUAGUCUUUUAACUGAAACAUUAAUAAU